ACUCAAAGGAGCUUGUAAAAAUAUUGCCUUCUCCUUCUUAACGCCAAAGAUGACCACCGCCGCCAUGGUUGCCGCUGAGAAAGAAGAUCAUGUGCUCAUCUUCCCUUUCUUAUCCAAAGGCCAUACCAUCCCCCUCCUCCACCUCGCUGCCGCCCUUUCCUCCCGCAACAUCCUCGUCACUCUCUUCACAACUCCGGCCAACGUCCCCUUCUUCAGCCAUCACCUCUCUUCCUCCGGCGCCAACGCCACCAAAAUCCAGCUUCUGAUCCUACCCUUUCCCAACCACCCCGAUCUCCCCGCCGGCGUCGAGUCCACGGAUUCCCUACCGUCCUUCUCCCUUUUCCCGACCUUCCUCGGCGCAACCACCUCCCUCCACGACCACUUCCUCCGCCUUGUCCGCAGCCUCCUCAGCUCCCAUCCCCUCCCCUCUGCCUCAUCUCCGACUUCUUCUUAG
Dendrobium catenatum is the source of this 454-nucleotide messenger RNA. RefSeq names its product UDP-glycosyltransferase 90A2-like. The record is from RefSeq and is a predicted model, not a curated record. The coding region runs from base 50 to 454 and encodes 134 amino acids. The transcript has a single exon. Lineage: Eukaryota; Viridiplantae; Streptophyta; Magnoliopsida; Asparagales; Orchidaceae.